CACACACACACACACACACUCACACAUUCUCUCUCUCUCUCUCUCUCUCUCACACACACACACACACACACACACACACACACACCGGAAGCCGCUGGUCAGAAGCGGAGGCGGCGGCUGAGGCUGAGACCGAGGCCGAGGCAGGCCGCGGCACCCCCAGUCCCCGAGUGUCAGUGUCCCUUCUCACCGCGGGGCCGACCGGGCCGGUCGCCAUGGAGCCCGGGGCGGCAGAACUGUACGACCAGGCGCUGCUGGGCAUCCUGCAGCACGUGGGCAACGUCCAGGACUUUCUGCGGGUGUUGUUCGGUUUCCUUUACCGCAAGACCGACUUCUACCGCUUGCUGCGCCACUCGGCGGAUCGCAUGGGCUUCCCCCCCGGGGCGGCCCAAGCCAUGGUGCUGCAGGUGUUCAAAAACUUUGAGUACAUGGCUCGUCAAGAUGAUGAGAGGAGAAGAAAGGAACUUGAAGAGAAAAUGAGAAGAAAGGAAGAGGAGGAGGCUGCUGCAGUGGGAGCUGCUGAAAAAGUACCAGUACCAGCUCAGGAGGUGGAGAUAGACUCUGCCGUAGAGUGUGGCCCAGCCGCAGGGGCUGCUGGACAUCAGGAAACAAAGAGGGUGAAACCCUCUGCACCUCCAGGGGCUGAGCAGGAGGCAGGUCACAGUUCUACAGAGGCAGAACCUCCAGCAGUAGCUGUGGCUGAUGUUCCAGUUGAACCACCAGCCCUUCCCAAGAGACAGGAGCAGUUCCAGAAAAACCCCGACAGUUACAAUGGUGCUGUACGUGAGAACUACACCUGGUCUCAAGACUACAGUGACCUGGAGGUUAAGGUGCCUGUGCCCAAGCAUGUCCUGAAAGGAAAGCAGGUGUCUGUGGAUCUCAGCAGUAGUUCUAUCCGUGUGGCAAUAUUAGAAGGGAGUGGGGAACGUGUUCUAAUGGAAGGGAAAUUCACCCAUAAAAUCAACACUGAAAGUUCUUUAUGGAGCCUUGAGCCGGGGAAAUGUGUCUUGAUUAAUCUGAAUAAGGUUGGAGAGUACUGGUGGAGUGCUAUCCUGGAAGGAGAGGAGCAAAUUGACAUUGACAAAAUAAAUAAGGAACGUUCAAUGGCCACAGUGGAUGAAGAGGAACAUGCUGUACUGGAUAGACUGACCUUUGACUACCACCAAAAACUACAGGGCAAACCCCAGAGCCAUGAGCUGAAAGUCCAUGAAAUGCUGAAGAAGGGAUGGGAUGCUGAAGGCUCCCCCUUCCGAGGCCAGAGAUUCGACCCAUCCAUGUUCAACAUCUCCCCAGGGGCUGUGCAGUUUUAAUGACAAGAAGGAAAAGAAACUCACUCGAGUCAAGCAUUUGGAAAUAGAGAAUAAGGCAGAGAGAGGCCUUUUUGUGUGGGCUCUUUCCCUCCUGCUUUUCCUCCAUGACUCCCAUGCAUGCCUGGGACUCAUCUUGUCCACCCCAUAUCCAUCUUUCUUUUCAAGGGGUGUUCGGAUACUCCAGCCUCACCCCCUCCUCCAGACCCUUCCUGGCUGUUUGAGGGAAGAAGGGGGGAAAGUAGAGGGAAGGUUAAUGCAUAGCAACUGCUAUGGCUGAUGCCAAGUUAGGAGAUUUGUUAUGCAUGAGGGAGAUGCCCUAGCAAAUACAGGAUUACAUACUCCCGUCACCACGGUAACCAGCCACUGCAAGCCGCAUUUUCUUUCCUUCUGUGUUCUCUGCUUGCUGUUGUUUUGGUGCGAUUCUGCUCAGUUCUCUUUAG
Messenger RNA from Dromiciops gliroides (monito del monte), 1747 nucleotides. RefSeq names its product NudC domain containing 3 (gene NUDCD3). Gene Ontology annotation, biological process: protein folding. The record is from RefSeq and is a predicted model, not a curated record. NCBI's taxonomy places the organism in Eukaryota, Metazoa, Chordata, Mammalia, Microbiotheria, Microbiotheriidae. The transcript is spliced from 6 exons. The coding region runs from base 213 to 1307 and encodes 364 amino acids. Gene Ontology annotation, cellular component: cytoplasm.